GUCGCAAGUUUUCCAAAAUUAAAUUAUUGUCUACAAACAUAUUAUAUAGACAAGAUUUAAUCAAUAAAACACAAUAAACCUUAAUAUAAUGAAAUUAUGUUGCUUACAACUUGAAAAUGGCAGUCCGAUGAUUAAAAUGAAGAAGAAAUAAGCCUUUCAAAAUGAUAAUUUACAAAUACAACUCUAAGUAAAUAUAUCAUAUUUUAAUUGUUUAAAACUAUUGAAUAUAAUGGCUACAAAUUCUGAAUACACUAAAGAAAAUAAAAAGCAACCAGUGUGCUUGAUAAUUCUUGGCAUGGCUGGUAGUGGAAAAACUUCGUUGGUUACCAGAUUAACUAGUAGUGAAGAUAAACCUUAUGUAGUAAAUUUGGAUCCAGCCUGCAUUAAUCUACCGUAUUUCGCAAACAUAGAUAUUAGAGACACAGUAAACUAUAAAGAAGUAAUGAAACAGUAUAAUCUCGGUCCCAAUGGAGCCAUUGUUACUUCAUUAAAUCUAUUUUCCACUAAAUUUCCCGAGGUUAUUGAUUUUAUACAAAAAUCACAGUAUAAACACUGUGUAAUAGAUACCCCCGGUCAAAUAGAAGUUUUCACGUGGUCUGUAUCAGGUUCCAUUAUAACAGAAACAUUAGCUUCUUCCUUUCCUACGGUCAUAUUAUAUGUAGUAGAUUGUGUUAGAAGUACAUCACCAGUUACAUUCAUGUCAAAUAUGUUAUAUGCUUGUUCAAUUUUAUACAAAACUAGAUUACCUUUUAUUGUAGUUAUGAAUAAAAUAGAUAUAGUAGAUCAUUCGUACGCUAAAGAUUGGAUGACUGAUUUUGAAGUGUUUCAAGAAGCUUUGGAAUCAGAUGAAAGUUAUAUUAGUAACUUAACAAGGUCAAUGGCUCUAGCGCUAGAUGAAUUCUAUCAAAACCUGAAGGUGUGCGGUGUUAGUGCUGCUACAGGACAAGGACUGGAAGAUUUAAACAAGCUUAUCGAAGAUGCUGCUGAGGAAUAUGAAAAUGAGUACCGUGUUGAGUGGGAAAAAAUUAGAGCAGAAGCUGAAGCAAAAAAAGCAGAACGAUUAAAAUCAGAAAAUGAUAAGAAAGAAAGCACAGGAGAACUAAUUUCUGAUAUUUCCAGUGGUACAAAUUUAUCUGAUAUUUAUCUGAGACAUUCUACUAAUGACAGUAGUUCUGACUCCGAAGGAGAAGAAGCACCUUUUGAAAAUAGUCAGAAAGAAGAAGAGGCAGAAACAUUCCAAAAAGUCUUACAACAACAACGCGAAAUGCAAAUCAAAAGAGCAAAAGAAGCUGAAGCUAAGAAACAUCAGAAUAUCAUUUAGUUCCCCAAUUUUAUUACACAAUUUGUUUUCAGUUAAUCAUAUGAUUUUUUUUAAUUUAAAUAGAAUUAAUUGAGUUUCAUUCACAUAUACUAUGUAAUUAAAUGUUUAUUAUCGCUUUCAAAA
Molecule: messenger RNA, 1444 nt
Organism: Diorhabda sublineata
Lineage: Eukaryota; Metazoa; Arthropoda; Insecta; Coleoptera; Chrysomelidae
Product: GPN-loop GTPase 1
Exons: 5
Coding region: 230-1321 (363 amino acids)
Molecular function (GO): GTPase activity
Source: RefSeq, a predicted model, not a curated record